CCCGGUUGUUUGUUGGGAAUAGAUAGGAAAAAUCAAAAACUUGAAGAAAGCAUUGAAAAAAAAUUGAAAAAUAAGUUGGAAAGAAAAAAAAGAGUAUAUGAAGACAUGGAAAUUUCAGAACGAGUUGUUAAUAGUGAGACUCUUGUUUUUUCAUCUGCAAGUAGUGAUUCUGAUGAAAUAGAAGAACACAAUUUUAACACAAUAUCAGAGGAAGAGGUUAUAGAACAACCAAAUUUAUUUCAAUUAAGAGGUAAAACUAAUUUUAUAACUGAUAAAAUGGCUGCAGCUCUUGAUAGGUGUAAGAUAAGCGAUCGAGAUGCGGUUCAUAUAUUAUUAACUGUAGAAUCAUUCGGUAUUAAUAUAAAUGAAUUAAUAAUAAAUCGGACAUCAGUAAAUUCUAUUCGACAACGUUUUCGUAAAAAUAGAAUAGAAGCACUUCGAGUUAAUUUCAACCCAUCUCAAAUAGGUCCAUGUGUUGUUCAUUGGGAUGGUAAACUUCUUCCCUCAUUAUCCGAAAAAAAAUUGGUUGACCGCCUACCAAUAAUUGUAUCAUAUAAAGGCAUAGAGCAGUUGCUUGGUGUACCAGAACUUAUAUCUGGCACGGGGGAAAAUCAAGCAACAGCAGUGUAUCAGGCUCUUGAAAAUUGGGGUUUAAUCGAUAACGUACAAGCAUUAUGUUGUGAUACAACUGCAUCUAAUACCGGUCGACUAAAAGGUGCUUGUACCUAUAUUACUAGAACAAAAGUUAGAACGUGAAAUUCUUUUUUUACCGUGCAGACACCAUAUACUUGAAGUUGUAUUAAGAAGUGCUUUUGAAAUAAAGAUUGAUAUUGCAUCUGCCCCAGAUGUACCGAUUUUUAAACGUUUUCAAAAAUGUUGGCCUAACAUUAAUGUUAAAAACUUUCAUAUUGGAUUGGAAGAUACUUUUGUUUUUCAAUCAUUACAACAUUUAAAGGAAGAACUUUCAAUAUUUUGUAUAAAUCAAUUAAAACAAUAUCAACCCCGAGAUGACUAUAAGGAGCUGCUAGAAUUAACUAUUAUAUUUCUUGGUCAAACACCUCCAAAUGGUAUAUUUUUCAAAGUUCCUGGACCAAUACAUCACGCUCGAUGAAUGUCAAAAGCUAUUUAUUCUAUAAAAAUAUUUUUAUUUCGUAAU
Aphis gossypii (cotton aphid) is the source of this 1156-nucleotide messenger RNA. RefSeq lists its product as uncharacterized. The record is from RefSeq and is a predicted model, not a curated record. The coding region runs from base 106 to 756 and encodes 216 amino acids. The transcript is spliced from 2 exons. NCBI's taxonomy places the organism in Eukaryota, Metazoa, Arthropoda, Insecta, Hemiptera, Aphididae.